Messenger RNA from Solanum lycopersicum (tomato), 2894 nucleotides. Its product is annotated as phosphatidylinositol 4-kinase gamma 4-like. The record is from RefSeq and is a predicted model, not a curated record. Lineage: Eukaryota; Viridiplantae; Streptophyta; Magnoliopsida; Solanales; Solanaceae. Gene Ontology annotation, molecular function: protein binding.
UCAUAAUAUAGUCAAUAGCAAAUAAGCUAAGCUAACGGCUAUAAUUCCGCUUCUUCCACUCUUCACUUUCCCCCUUCAUUGACAUUUCUACCGGAAAACUUCAAAAGGCCGGCGAAUAAAUCGGAUACUGUUUCAAUUUUCCGACAUGUAACCAAGUCAUACAACCAAGCUCCGAUAUCCAAUUCCGGGAAAUGCAGGGAGGAUAAUUAAGAAGAAAAAAAAAAGAUCCCCCUUUUUUUUUUUAAUCAAAUCCUUCCCUUACCAUGUAGCAAUAUAUAAGCUUUUAUUCUUUGACCCAUUUGCCUUUUGAUUCUUUCCUACUGGUAAAGAAUCCACUAUCCUGUGGAAAAGCAAAAAAAAAAUUUGUCCCCAGAGCCUAAGCAAUCUAGUUUCUUUGCACCCUUUUGUGCGUGUGACCUGUUUGAUAAAAUUCCCCAAAGAAUUGAAUUGUUGAAGGUUUACUUAGAUUCUUGAUCUUUAAGCUCUGUAUUUCUGAGGAGUUUUGGAUCAAUAUUUAUUUGGGUAUUUCAUUUAUUGCAGUUUAGGAUUGUAAAAGUUUGAAUCUUUGGUCUUGAUUGCUUUGAGUUCCUUUUAUUUGUAUUUUGGUUUUACCUAUUUUCUGUUCUUUGUUUUCUGGGUAAGAAAGGGUAGAGUCUUUUGGUAAAAGGGGAAUUACAUUUCUGCAUUGAGGAUUUAAGAUUAAGCAACCUUGUACAUGGUUGAUGCCCUGUUUGAGAUAUUUGAACACUCAUAUAGUCAUUAAGGAGGAUAGGGGUUGAAGAAAAUCUUGAGGCUGGUGUGUAAAGCCUUGGAUAAUCAUCACAAUGUCUGCUGUUGAUGUGGCUUUGAGUCCGGUUCAGGAAGAGUCUGUCCGGGCUACAAGACAUAUCUAUGGCCCAUUGCCGCUUUGCACAAAUGAAUCAAUUGUAAUAUAUAUCACUGUGGCUGGUUCUGUGAUUCCAAUGCGCGUGUUGGAGUCUGAUUCGAUUGGUGAAGUGAAACUUAAGCUCCAAACUUGUAAAGGGUUUGUAGUUAAGAUGCAGAAGCUAGUUUUUGGUGGCAGAGAGCUGGCAAGAAAUGAAUCAUUGGUCAGGGACUAUGGAGUCAGUAAUGGGAAUGUGUUGCAUAUGGUCUUCAAGAUCUCUGAUCUCCUCGUCAUCACUGUUAGGACCACUUGUGGCAUGGAAUUUGAAUUCCCUGUUGACAGGCAUCAAGAUAUUGGGUACCUUAAACGUACCAUAUUGAAGAAAGGUAAAGACUUUGGUGAGGAACUUAAGGUUCAAGAGCUAUUCUGUAAUGGUGAGAAGCUUGAGGAUCAGAAGCUCAUCGAUGAUAUUACUGCUGAUGCAGUGAUUCACUUGGUAGUUCAGAAAUUUGCAAAGCUUCGGGCUAAGCAUGCCGAGAGGGAUGUUGAACUUUCUGUUGUUGCAGCUAAUUGGCAUGAGGAGACCCAAAGUCAGGGUGAACAUGAACCAUCCAGGGAGUUACAGUCCUUCUCCAAGAAGACACCUGAUACAAAUUUGGUGUUGGAACCUUUUGUUGUUGAUCCAAAUGUUGAACUUCCAGGAUAUAUCUGGGACAUGAUCAACUCUGCAUGUGAUGGAUUGACGAAAGGCAAUAUACCUAUCCGAUCAUCUGAAGGGACUGGAGGAACUUAUUUCAUGCAGGACGGGUCUGGCAACAAGUAUGUUGCCAUUUUUAAGCCUAUUGAUGAGGAACCGCUAGCUGUGAAUAACCCUCAAGGGCUACCUUUAUCUACCAACGGUGAAGGGUUGAAAAGGGGAACCCGAGUUGGAGAAGGUGCAUUCAGGGAGGUUGCAGCUUUCCUUCUGGACCAUCCAAGGACCGGGCAACGAACAUUGUCCAAUUGUGAGAUAGGCUUUUCCGGUGUGCCUCCCACUGUUAUGGUUCAGUGCUUGCACAAUACAUUUCAUCAUCCUGAUGGAUUUGAGUGGUCAUCUGAAUAUACCAAAAUUGGCUCACUGCAGCUGUUUAUGAAGAAUGAAGGAAAUUGUGAGGAUAUGGGUCCAGGGAUAUUUCCUGUUGAGGAAGUCCAUAAGAUUACUGUCUUUGACAUAAGAACAGCAAAUGCUGAUAGGCAUGCUGGGAAUAUUCUUGUGAGCAGGGAAGGGAAAGAAGGACGAAUCGUGCUUACACCAAUUGACCAUGGCUACUGCUUGCCUGAGAAUUUUGAAGAUUGCACCUUUGAUUGGCUCUAUUGGCCACAAGCCCGUAAACCUUACUCUCCAGAAACUAUCAAGUAUAUCAAAUCACUGGAUGCUGAACAAGACAUCGGCCUUCUUAAAUUUUACGGAUUGGAUUUGUCUGUUGAAUGUGCUCGUACUCUUCGUAUCUCAACCAUGCUUCUGAAGAAAGGGGUAGAGACAGGACUUACACCAUUCGACAUUGGAAAUAUGAUGUGCAGGGAAACCUUGAACAAGGAAUCUGUAAUCGAGGAAAUCAUUCGUGAUGCUGAAGAUUCUAUGCUUCCUGGCAUGACUGAAGCUACAUUUCUUGAAACUGUCUACAAGCUCAUGGAUAUCAAGCUUGAGAAGCUAAAAUAUAAAUCUUCCUAAGGAUUGUAAGUAUGUAUCUUCAAUUCUGUUGUAUGUAUAUAGCGUUCGGUCCAUAUAUAUAUAUAUAAAUGGACUGAAUGGAGAUAGAAAAGGUUGAUGACUGACCUUGUCCGUCUAUGGUCGGAAACCUUUUUUUCCCUCUCAACUUCUGUUCAUUACCAAUAAGGUGGUUAUUCAAAUAUGGAGCAGAAGUUGCAAUAUGCAAUAAAUAAUAAAUAAAACAAGCUGUUAUUUGUAAAACAGUUGUCAUGUAUCCUUUCUCAAUGAGUAAAGUGAUACUGAAUUUUAUGUACAAAAGCUAUCAAAUGCCUUCUCUCA